Molecule: messenger RNA, 1969 nt
Organism: Lingula anatina
Lineage: Eukaryota; Metazoa; Brachiopoda; Lingulata; Lingulida; Lingulidae
Product: dnaJ homolog subfamily B member 11
Biological process (GO): protein folding; protein maturation
Cellular component (GO): endoplasmic reticulum
Molecular function (GO): misfolded protein binding
Source: RefSeq, a predicted model, not a curated record
UAAUAUUAUAUUAAUUAUACCCCAAAUAAGUCUGCUGAUAAGAUAUUAUACUCAAAUUGAUGACAAAAUGAGAAAAUGUUUAUAAUUUUUAUGACACAAUUUGUACAUCUAAAAAGAGUCCCCCACAAUGCACUUUUCUGGCGUGGCAGAUACCAAUAUGGCGACCCCCAUGAACCGGUGGAUCUUUUUGGCAAACUUUUUUCUGCUGCUAGUUCAAGUUUUAGGGGGGAGAGACUUCUAUAAUAUUCUUGGUGUACCAAGAAAUGCAGACACUAAUCAGAUCAAAAGAGCAUACAGGCGCCUGGCUAAAGAAAUGCAUCCAGAUAAAAACAAAGGGGAUGCAGAAGCUAAUGAAAAAUUUCAAAAUUUAGGAGCAGCAUAUGAGGUUUUAUCUGAUCCUGAUAAAAGAAAAAUAUAUGACAGGCAUGGAGAGGAAGGAUUAAACAAGCAAGACAUGGGUGGUGAUCCAUUUUCUAGUUUCUUUGGCGACUUCAGCUUUUUUGGAGGUAACAUGAAGCAGCAUGAGUCAGAAACGCCGAGAGGUGGAGAUGUUGUUGUUAAUUUGGAUGUCACUUUAGAGGAAUUAUACACAGGAAAUUUUGUAGAGGUAAUAAGAUACAAACCAGUUGCCAAACCUGCCCAAGGAACAAGAAAAUGUAACUGUCGUCACGAAAUGAGGACAGUGCAGCUUGGUCCAGGGAGGUUCCAGAUGUCACAAGAACAAGUCUGUGAUGAUUGCCCUAACGUAAAAUUUGUCCCAGAAGAAAAAUUAUUAGAAAUUGAAAUUGAACCGGGCAUGAGGAAUGGACAAGAGUACCCCUUUGUGGCAGAAGGAGAACCACACAUAGAUGGGGAACCGGGGGAUUUGAGAUUUAAGAUAAACCAACUAAAACAUAAAAAAUUUGAGCGUCGCGGGGACGACCUCUAUACUAAUGUCACUAUAACACUAGUGGAUGCUCUCAAUGGCUUUGAAAUGGAGAUUAAACACUUGGAUGGUCAUAAGGUCAAAGUGACCAGAGAUAAAAUUACCUGGCCUGGUGCUAGGAUACGCAAGGCAGGAGAAGGAAUGCCCAACUAUGAAAACAACAACGUGAAAGGAACUUUGUUUAUAACGUUUGAUGUGGAAUUUCCAAAAGUGGUACUUACAGAUGAAGAUAAAGAAGCUAUCAAAAAUGCUCUCAAACAAGAAUCGAAGACAAAAGUAUACAAUGGCCUUCAAGGUUACUAACACUUUUAUAUAAUUUUUAUUUAUAGUUUUGGUGGUAUUUCUUUAUUGAUAUGGUAAUGUGUAUAUAUGGUGUACUGGUUAUCAUAGAAGAGACCCUUUUGAAAUUAAGAUAAGUAUUUAUUUUGAUCAUGUUAUGUUGUGAUGUGUAAAGUGAAAAAGACAAUGAAAUUAUUUUUAAUAAUGCUUUGUUCAGAACUGCACUUCUUUAGGAGAUAACAAGCCAUGAUCAUGGUGCCCACAUCUCACUUAAAGCCAAGUUGAUUGUUCAGGUUGAUUAUUCAGUUAAACACUUGGUAUGUUAGAGAGAAACAAAAUUAUUGCUGUGACAGUCAUAGUUUUGUAUAUCAUGUCAUGUAUUCAAUAAUCAGAAUGUUUUUUAGACCCUUCAGUACCAAGUAGAAUUCUCAAGUCAUUUGUUCAAUAGGUAUCAUCUUCAACAAUUGAUUUAAGGCAAAGAUCACUUUAGGAUAAAAUUCCAUCAAUCAGACAUUCAUUGAAUUUUCCUAUCAAGUCCAACAUUAAGUUCAUGUAAUAUUAGGAUAGUUUUUAAAACAUUUUCAGAUGUUAUUCUGUUAUUCAUUAUCAUUCUACUGUUUCACCGCUUUGAUAGAACAGUUUACAGUUUUUGUAUGGCAUUGGGGAUAUUUAUUAUUUGUAAGUCAGAGAAGACUUUAAGGAACUCUUGGUGUUGCCUAAAAUUUCCUUUUUGCUUUGCUUAGUUUUUGUGAUGAGAACUGCCAA